Molecule: messenger RNA, 924 nt
Organism: Penicillium subrubescens
Lineage: Eukaryota; Fungi; Ascomycota; Eurotiomycetes; Eurotiales; Aspergillaceae
Product: alpha/beta fold hydrolase
Exons: 1
Coding region: 1-924 (307 amino acids)
Source: RefSeq, a predicted model, not a curated record
AUGACUUUAUCCCCCACAAUCGAACUCGACCAAACCUUCCACCACUCCACUCCCACUCACAGCUACGCAAUCCACUGGACAUCCCUCGGCGACCCAUCUUCCCAACCUCUCAUAUUCAUACACGGCACACCAUGGUCCUCACGAGUAUGGACUAAUUACGCACAAUCAUUCUCAAAAUAUUUCCACGUCUACCUAUUCGACAACCCCGGUUUCGGGACAAGUCCACUCGGCAAGCCCCUCCCCGACAAAGAAGACACUAUCAGCGAAGACCUCGCCCUCGAUGCAGAUCUCUCGCAACAAUCGGCCGUAUUUGCCGCUUUAUUCAACCACUGGUCUCGAGAGUGGCAGCAAAAACCACACGUCGUUGCACAUGAUCAUGGCGGGUUGAUGACUCUACGGGCUCAUAUCAUCCAUGGCUGCGAGUAUGCCAGUCUAUGUUUGAUCAAUGUAGUCGCGAUAGGACCAUUCGGUCAACCACUCUUCAAACUUAUCGCUGAGAAUGAGAGUGUUUUUACAGCGUUGACGGGGCCGGUGUUUGAGGGUGUUGUCGAGGCGUAUAUUCGUGAUGCUUCGUAUGCAGGCUUGGACAGGGAGACGACGGAGGUUUUGAAGAGGCAAUGGGUUUCUACGGAUGAGGGGCGGAGGGGGUUUGUUAGGCAGAUGGUACAGGCGAAUAGUCGGAGUACUGAGGAGGUGGAGGGGAGGUAUGAUGAGGUUGGAAGAAGUAUGCCUGUGCGGGUUAUUUGGGGUAAGGAGGAUGCGUGGAUUCCUGUGGAGACGGCGGAGAGAUUGAAGAUGAAGUUGAAUGCGAGGGACUUGGUGCUUAUUGAGGGUGCUGGGCAUCUGGUGAUGUAUGAUCAGGAGGGGAAGUUGGGAGUAGAGCUGGGUUGGUGGUUGAGCCAUGUUCGAGGUGUGAAAGAGUGA